Molecule: messenger RNA, 4297 nt
Organism: Sus scrofa (pig)
Lineage: Eukaryota; Metazoa; Chordata; Mammalia; Artiodactyla; Suidae
Source: RefSeq, a predicted model, not a curated record
AUUCAGGAGGGAAGAUGCUGAGAUCCUGGGGGUGUUGAUUUCCAGGGGCUGGCAGGGAAGGCAGGUGAAGAUUUCCAGCAGUCAGUUGGAAAUGCCUCUGUACAUGACAGAUUGCUGAUCUUGGUUACAGAAAUGAAAGCUCAAGAGCUUUUCUGAAAAGUUUAAGCUGUGGUUUGACAGGAAUCAUACUGUUUCUAAGAGCAAAAACACUCUGAAGCAUUCGGCUGUGGAAGACAGACCGCAGGGAGGAAGAGAAAGAGCAUUGAGAAGGAGGUGCCGUCGGGAGAAAGCUGCUCUGGCCAGUUAAAGGACGAGUGGGGCCAGUCACAACUUUUGUGGAGUGAAGUUGGCUGGCCACAUCACCACACACGGUGGGGUGUCGCUCCAGGACCUUGCUUCAAAUGGAACUACGCUUCCCAGACAGCCUUGCGGCAGAGGGCGGCUGUGUCACCUGACCAGGACCUUGGCGCGGCAAUGGCGGCGCCCAUGCUACGCUGGUGCUGUCCUGGAAGGCGUUGGGCUUUCCCUCGGAUUGGCGACUGUUCUCGCCACGAGAAACGGUUUCCAGCUGGGUCCACGGCCAGCGGGAAAAGGGGACAGAGCUCAGUGGCUCAGCAGCCCCUCAUCACGGCCCAGAAGCCAAGGAAAGGUGAACGUAAAUGGGCUGCUGUGGUAGGUUUGGAAAUCCAUGCCCAGAUUUCUUCCAACUCCAAACUCUUCUCUGGAUCUCAAGUCCACUUUGCAGCACCUCCCAAUUCUUUGGUAUCUUUUUUUGAUGCAUCUCUGCCUGGAACUUUGCCGGUCCUCAACAGACGAUGUGUGGAAGCGGCCGUGAUGACUGGCCUGGCCCUGGGCUGCCGUAUAAAUAGGAAGUCCUUGUUCGACAGGAAGCAUUACUUCUACGCAGAUCUCCCGGCCGGCUACCAGAUCACCCAGCAAAGGCUGCCGAUCGCCGUGAACGGGAGCCUGGCGUACAGCAUCUGUGUGGGGAAGAAGCCGGCGCAGGUGGUCCCCAGGACAGUGAGGGUCAAGCAGAUCCAGCUGGAGCAGGACAGCGGCAAAAGCCUCCACGAUGACCUGCGGUCCCAGACGCUCAUUGACUUGAACAGGGCAGGGGUUGGCCUGCUGGAGGUGGUCCUGGAGCCCGACAUGUCCUGUGGAGAAGAGGCGGCCACCGCCGUCAGGGAGCUGCAGCUGAUUCUUCAGGCCCUGGGGACCAGCCAGGCCAACAUGGCAGAGGGCCAGUUGAGAGUGGAUGCCAAUAUAUCUGUGCAUCACCCUGGGGAGCCUUUGGGCAUUCGAACUGAAGUGAAGAAUCUCAACAGUGCCAGGUUUUUGGCCAAAGCUAUAGACUAUGAAAUUCAGAGGCAAAUCAGUGAACUUGAGAAUGGAGGUGAAAUUCUGAAUGAAACUCGUUCGUUUGAUUACAAGCUGGGGUGCACCGUGCCGAUGAGAGAUAAAGAAGGAAAACAAGACUACAGGUUCAUGCCGGAGCCCAACCUUCCCCCACUGCUGCUCUAUGACUCGGGGUCUCUGCCUGCCGGUGUCGACCCGCAGCAGGUGAUCAACAUCGACUGGCUCCGGGAGCGGCUCCCCGAGCUGCCCAGCGUGACCCGGGAGAAGCUUGUGCGACAGUAUGGGAUGCUGCCGGAGCACAGCGUUGCCUUGCUGAAUGAAGUUGGUCUUUUGGAAUUCUUCCAAAAUGUGAUGAAAGAAACUAGGGCAGAGCCAAAAAGAGUGACGAGCUGGGUUCUCAACACUUUUCUGGGUUUUUUGAAGCAACAGAACCUUGCAGUCAGUGAGAGUCCUGUCACCCCAGCUGCCCUGGCCGAGCUGCUCGACCUGCUGGACAGGAAAGCCAUCUCUUCGUCUGCAGCUAAAAAGGUGUUUGAGGAACUGUGGAGGAGCGAAGGCAAGACCCCAACACAGAUCGUUGCGGAAAAGAAGCUUGAACUGAUGCAGGACCCGGAGGAGCUGGAGCAGCUCUGCCGUGCCACGCUGGAGGCGCAUCCUGGAGUGGUGAUGGAUCUGAAGAAGGGAAACCCCAGAGCAAUCAACAAGCUGAUUGGAUUGGUCCGAAAAACGACUCUCGGCCGAGCAGAUCCAGCUGUGAUCAAGGAGGUGCUAGAGAGGCAGCUGUCAUCGUGACGGUCCCAGGUCCCCUCCUCGGCCAAGCCAGGGCCUGCAAGCUGACGUCCCAGCCCAGCCGGACAGCCCUGCCCAAGCUGCACCUUGACGUUCUGGCUCCACGAAGACCAGGCUUCGCCCUGUCGCUUCACUGGCAUCACACGGCUCCCUAAGAUGCAGAACAGCUUGUUCCAGUGCUGCGAUCAGGCAGACGUACUGUUUCAAAUUCUGUCACAUCCUAAGGAAACGUUUCCUUUGGUAGGUCUCUCAACAAAUAUUUUGAAGCCCACCCUAAGGGCCGGGGGUUGUUCUAGGUGCCGGAGUUUAGCAGUGACAAGAGAGACCGGGAUCUGGAUGCAGGAUCGGGUUUGGGGACCUCUCAGGACAUUCAUCUCCAUACCAGGAACUAGUUGUAGUUACCCAUCCACCAAGUAAAAGGAAUGUUGCCCAUUUGACUCCCCAGGGAGCCCAGGAGGCAGAGGGUCUGAGAAGUGAUUUGGGGGACGUUGGGGGGGGGUGCGAAAAAGACAACAGACAUUUUCAAAUAAAUUUAAUGAAUAAAAUAUAUGCUGAAGUAUCACAUAAAAAAUAAACUUACACUUCAGAGAUUGUGCAGUUGAUACCCCCCCUCCCAGAGAAAAGCUGUAACAUUGAACUGAUUUGUUUUGUCUGCAAAGAAUAAGAUGGUAAACUAGUAAAUCAAAAAGUUGACCUUUAUCAGUAGCGGUGCUGCAGUUAACAGUGUGUCCGUGGCGGCCAGGUCGCCCUCACCCCUGUUCUCAUGACAAUAAUACUAUUUGUGUGUUGCAGUGGGGUGCCCCUUUGUUGCUGUGUGCCUUUGUCACCUGUGUCUCACAGGCUCAAAGACCAGUUUUGCCAAAGCACAUGUCAAACAAACGGUGACACAAGAGAACAGUCUUUGGAGGCCCUGAUUUUGCACUGAACUCUGGUGUAAGAAGAGGGCAAACAUGUGGGUCGUAAGUGGUCCUGCAGGAGCAGAUGGAGGGCCAGGGGAGAGGGGACCUUCCCUCACUCAGGGAGAAAAGCAUGGAGGGUAAGCAAACCGCUCCUGUGGUUUAUUUUAGACAAGCAUGAAGAGGUAAGGUUUUGUUUCUUUUUUUUUUUAAUUAACUUUUUAAAAAAUGAGUGACUGGAGGAGUUCCCGUCGUGGCACGGCAAAAACGAAUCUGACUAGGAACGAUGAGGUUUGCAGGUUCGAUCCCUGGCCUCGCUCAGUUGGGUUAAGGAUCUGGCGUUGCUGUGAGCUGUGGUGUAGGUCAAAGACCCGGCUAGGAUCCCACGUUGCUGUGGCUGUGGUGUAGGCGGGCAGCUGCAGCUCCGAUUGAACCCCUAGCCUGGAAACCUCCAUAUGCUGUGGAUGCGGCCCUAAAAAAGACAAAAAAAAAAAAAAAAAAAAAAAAAAAAAAAGUGACUUAGAAUUGUUAAGAGAAUACCCAGGAAGCCGUGUGCUGCUCACACAGCCUGCUGCAGUACCCAAAACUACUGGGCCUAAGAGUAAGAAGUUUUCAUGCACUGUCUUUUCUGGAGAGAAAGGCAGAGUCAGUCCCACCCCCUCCCCCGCAUCGCUCCACAAGUUUCAUUUACAAACCAGCUAAGGCUGCCUGAGACUGGAAUCGGGCGGGAUCGUGAUUUUAUAAGAAAUGAUAAGGUUUGGUUUUGUUUUAAAAACAAACUCCAUUUUCACCAAAGAUCUGGCUUCUUGGUCAUCAAACCUCACAGAAAGCACUGGAUGAUCUUUGCAGACGAUUUUAAAUCAAGGGCUUACUUAAAGGGGGGCGGGGAAGGGGAGUGGGCAGCAGGAUGAAGAUCAAUCACCAACAGUAUUCUGUCAUAUGGACUGACAGUUCCCAGAGAAAAUUGCCACCGCUGAGGGGAGGGUGACAUGGGUGAAGGGGGUCGACUGAAGGAAACUCAGCUUUUGGGGAACAUACUAUAGUGUGUACAGAAGUCAAAAUAGAAUAAUGUACCUGUGAAACUUACAAACCUGUGUUCCCUCAAUUAACAACAAAAAAGCGCUUGAUCUUUACAAUGGUAACUGUCGUCCAGUUGCACAACUGCCUGUGGUCUUCAAUGCCCACUUCUGAAAUCCCCAAAAUCAGACAGUUAACAACUGCUGAUAGUCAAAACAAAACAAAACAAAAAAAAACAA